CUUCCGGUGUGUGAGAUCAGUGAGAAGAAAACAACUUUAGUCGGUUCACGCUUCUAUCACAACCAACGCGAACGCAGCCCCAAGACUUCUUUUCCAACCGCAAUAAUGGCGGAUACGCAAAAGAAAUCGGCUGCCCCCGCAAAGAAAUUACCGGCAGUACCAGAGUCGGUACUUAAAAGAAGGAAGCGCCGUGACACAGCCAAGGCUGCUCGUCUUCAGGUUUCUAUUAAGCGUCGUGCAGAUCAUUACAAAAAAAGGAAAGAAAUUUUCAAAAGGGCGGAACAAUAUGUCAAGGAAUAUAGAGCAAAGGAAAGGGAUGAGAUCAGGCUUAUGAGACAAGCAAAGAACCGUGGGAAUUAUUACAUUCCCGGGGAGGCCCGUCUUGCUUUUGUUAUCCGAAUUCGUGGUGUAAACCAAGUCGCUCCAAAAGUGCGAAAAGUUUUGCAGCUGUUCCGCCUUAAACAAAUCAACAAUGGUGUCUUCAUCAAGCUGAACAAGGCUACUAUUAAUAUGCUCCGUAUUGUUGAGCCGUACAUCACUUGGGGGUACCCAAAUCUGAAAUCUGUUCGUGAAUUGAUCUACAAACGAGGGUUUGCAAAGAUAAACAAGCAACGCAUUCCCAUCACCAGUAACGCCAUAAUUGAACAGAAACUCAGUCGUUCGGAUAUCAUCUGUACUGAGGAUUUGAUCCAUGAAAUCUUCACUGUUGGAUCCAAGUUCAAAUUUGCCAGCAACUUCUUGUGGCCCUUCAAGUUGAACACCCCAACUGGUGGAUGGCGCAAGAAGACUAACCAUUACGUUGAGGGCGGUGACUUUGGAAACCGUGAAGACAAAAUCAACGAACUACUCAGGAGAAUGGUGUAA
Neodiprion fabricii is the source of this 864-nucleotide messenger RNA. It is a transcript of the gene RpL7, whose product is annotated as 60S ribosomal protein L7. The coding region runs from base 106 to 864 and encodes 252 amino acids. The record is from RefSeq and is a predicted model, not a curated record. Gene Ontology annotation, cellular component: cytosolic large ribosomal subunit. The transcript has 6 exons. Gene Ontology annotation, biological process: maturation of LSU-rRNA from tricistronic rRNA transcript (SSU-rRNA, 5.8S rRNA, LSU-rRNA). Gene Ontology annotation, molecular function: structural constituent of ribosome; RNA binding. Lineage: Eukaryota; Metazoa; Arthropoda; Insecta; Hymenoptera; Diprionidae.